AUGCCAAAUAUUGUUUUUCGCGGCAAUUACUCGUGGCGUAUUGAAGAUACAAGUACUGAGUCUUAUGUGUCAGUUCUCAGUCAGACCAUUAGACAAUACUUUUGUACUGAUAUCUACUUUUCAUGGUUGGCUGUAUUGGAAAACGGUGGACAUACCGCCGAACAAUCUAGUGUCCUACAGAUUCAACUAACAGAUGUGACCGUUGGUAAUACACUAUUCUUCCGUCAAUACGAUGCACGAGCUGGCUCCGAUGGAGUUGAUUAUCGUUUUAACGUAUCGGGUAACUAUUUUUACACACCAUCGUGGCAAACCGAGCACUUGAUCCUUAAUGCUUCUGACAUUGGUAACAAUUUCACUUUAAAUAUUAUGGUAGCAGACUGCAAUCAAGGUGCUCAUAGAGGUUACGUCUACAUUGACGAUUUUGGUGGUGUUGCUCCGUAA
Rotaria sp. Silwood2 is the source of this 441-nucleotide messenger RNA. Lineage: Eukaryota; Metazoa; Rotifera; Eurotatoria; Philodinida; Philodinidae. The record is from the annotation of a GenBank genome assembly.